AUGUCUAAGUCACAUGGCAAUGGUGCACCAGCAUACAAGGAUCCGGCAUCUUUAAACAACAGUUUGUAUGAACGUGGAAAGAAGUCUGAUAUAUUUAGUCUUGGAGUAAUACUGUGGGAAUUAUCUACUGGGCAAAUUCCGUGUGGUGGAUGCACAGAAGUUUUUCAAAUUAUUAUAUGCAGAGUUAAUGGUUUUCGUGAUUCUCCAUUUCCUGGAACAUCCAAAGAGUAUGUUAAUCUGUACUCAGAAUGUUGGGAUGAAGACCCUG
Paraglomus occultum is the source of this 268-nucleotide messenger RNA. The record is from the annotation of a GenBank genome assembly. NCBI's taxonomy places the organism in Eukaryota, Fungi, Glomeromycota, Glomeromycetes, Paraglomerales, Paraglomeraceae.